AUAUUGCAGCUUAUCAAUCAUGGGGUGUCGCAGACACUGAGGGAGGAGCUGCUUAGGGCAAGCCAAAGCUUUUAUGAUUUGCCUGAGCAAGAUAGAAAGCAAUAUGAAGGAGGGAAUAUAUUGGAUCCAAUAAAGUGUGGGACAAGCUUCAAUGUCAAUGUGGAAAAGAACCUUUUGUGGAGGGAUUAUCUCAAAUGCCAUGUUCAUCCUCAUUUUCAUGCUCCACUCAAGCCCACAGGUUUUAGCAAAAUCAUAGAAACAUUUUGCAAAACGAGUAGGGAGAUCAUUGGAGAGUUACUAAAAGGAAUAUCAAUAAGCUUGGGCCAAGAGGAAAACUACAUACACAAAGUGAUCAAUUAUGAAUCGAGCUUCCAAAUAUUUGUUAUUAACUUUUACCAACCUUGUCCUAAGCCUGAGUUAGCAAUGGGUCUACCUCCACAUUCAGAUUAUGGGCUUCCAACCUUAUUGUUACAAAAUGAUCUUCAAGGGUUUCAAGUUCUUCAUAGUUGUCCAAGUCCAAAAAAAAAAAAAAUUCUUCAUAGUUGCAAGUGGAUCCCUAUCCAACCUUUACCCAACUCCUUUCUCCUUAACACUGGGGAUCACAUGGAGAUACUGACCAAUGGAAAAUACAAGAGCAACAUACAUCGUGCUAUUGUGAAUAAUAAAGGUACAAGAAUUACCAUAGGUGCGGCACAUGGGCCACCGCUUGACGACACUUUUGGCCCUGCAACUCAGCUUCUUGGGGAGCAUGAUCUCCCUUUAUAUCAACCCAUUACAUAUAGAGAUUGUAUGAAUCUUCAGCAAAGUAAUGAAUUGGACAAGAAGAGUUGCUUAGAUCAUGUUCGCAUUUGAAUUGCAUGUGUGUUUCGUGUCAUGCUGUUGUUUGUAAUUUGUGAUUGAAUUGAUUGUGGGAAUGAAAUUUAGACUUAUUAGGUUGUCUAGUUGAAAAAUAG
Arachis duranensis is the source of this 953-nucleotide messenger RNA. Its product is annotated as 2-oxoglutarate-dependent dioxygenase 19-like. Lineage: Eukaryota; Viridiplantae; Streptophyta; Magnoliopsida; Fabales; Fabaceae. The annotation marks the transcript as partial. The record is from RefSeq and is a predicted model, not a curated record. The transcript is spliced from 3 exons.